Molecule: messenger RNA, 831 nt
Organism: Durusdinium trenchii
Lineage: Eukaryota; Dinophyceae; Suessiales; Symbiodiniaceae
Source: the annotation of a GenBank genome assembly
AUGGCCGCCAAAAAGAUUUUGCUUGUAGACAUACAGAAACCCUACUUGAUCGCUCAGGUGCAUUGCAAGGAUGACUGCAGUGGUCGAGGUUCUUGUUUGGACGGCAGAUGUGCUUGUGAUAGCGCUUUCUACGGCGCAGCUUGUGAGUUCCCACGCUGCAAAGAUGAUUGCAACGGCCACGGCUACUGCGACAGUGGCAAGUGCGUGUGUACUGGUGGAUAUCGGGGCUUAAGCUGCGCAGAGCGUGCGCCCAUGCCAAAGAUCAUUGUGCCCCAGGCAAAACCUGAAGAGGAGUUGCCUGUUGUGGACACCAAGAAAGUGAAGAGCAUCGCUCCACCUAGUUGCCCAGAAGAUUGCAAUCACAAGGGCAGGUGUGAGGUGGAUGGCACUUGCAGUUGCAUGGCGAACUACACAGGUCUUGCCUGUGAAAACCACUGCCCCAGUGGCUGCAGCGGUAAGGGUGCUUGCGCCGGAGGGCAAUGCAUUUGCUUCUUCGGCUGGGGUGGAGUGGAUUGCUCACUGCCCAUGUGCUGCAACGGUCAUGGAGAUUGUCCCAUUCCAGGCACCUGCAAAUGCCAUGAGGGAUGGAUGGGCGAACAAUGCGAGAUUGAGCUGAAAUGCCCGGACCCAGCUUGCUCUGAACACGGUACUUGCUUCCUUGGCACCUGCAGGUGCCAGCAAGGUUGGGCAGGCGUUGCCUGCCAGCAGUUUGUGCCUCCACCGGGCAGCAUGAACUCGAUCCCACCUGCUCUAAUCCCGGCUGCUCCUGGAACGCUUGGAGAUCCAAUGCCAGCAGCAUUGCUAGACCUUCACAGCAAAGAGGCCGGGUAA